Molecule: messenger RNA, 2018 nt
Organism: Tachysurus fulvidraco (yellow catfish)
Lineage: Eukaryota; Metazoa; Chordata; Actinopteri; Siluriformes; Bagridae
Product: C-type mannose receptor 2-like
Exons: 4
Coding region: 1-936 (311 amino acids)
Source: RefSeq, a predicted model, not a curated record
AUGUCACCAACAGGACUGGUCCCAGUUGCUAUCCUGAGAACCGUCCUUCACAAAUAUGACCUGAUAAUAACAGGGGCGACAUGGGCUGUUGCACAGAAUUACUGCAGGGUGACUUACAAUGAUCUGGCAACGGUUGUAAGUGAUUUUGAUUGGCUAAGAUUGAAUAAAGAAACAGCAGACAAAAAUCUGGCAACAGAUGCCUGGGUCGGAUUAUACAAUGAUAUCAAUAGCUGGCGCUGGUCCUUAAACAACCUCCCACUGAAGAAUGUCACUUAUAGCUGCUGGUACUCUGGUCAGCCUAAUACUGUCGGUGGAAACGAAGGAUGUGCUGCCUUAGGUUUUGGUAAUGCGUGGUGGGAUUCAAUAUGUACAGGACUAAGACCCUUUAUUUGCUAUAAUGCUAAUUUCAGUGGUGCUGCCCGGUUUAUUGGCAUCACUAAACCUCUGUCCUGGCCUCAAGCUCAGGCUUACUGUAGAGAACAUCACACAGAUUUGGCCAGCGCUCUUAACAGUUCAGACCAAAACAUGUUAGUGCAGGUGAAGAACAUCCAGGGUGAUUCCUGGAUUGGGCUCUACAGAGACACAUGGAAGUGGUCAGAUGGAACCAUCGCUUUAAACCUACCAUGGGCUUCUGGACAACCUAAUAAUUAUUAUGGCAAUGAGAACUGUGUAGUGGUUAAUAACGGACUGUUCUACGAUGCAACCUGCACCAAGCUGUAUUCUUUUUUCUGUCAAUCCAUUUCCACUAUGAGGAAUCAGACAGUGAAACUGCAGGUGAAGUCUGAUGGCAGUGUGUUUGAUCCUGCUGUUCAGUCGUCCAUUUUAGAGCAGAUGAAGCAGAAACUGAAAGAACAUGGCAUGUUGGAGAACACCACAGUGACCUGGAGGGUGCAGCCAGAUGGAAACAUCUUCAAGAAGAAAAAAGAUGAUCUGUAACAUCUAAAUGUUCACCUUCAAGUCCAGCAGAUUGUAAACUGACUGAAAUGUAUUUAACCUUCAAUAUUUAAGCUUUAAUCAGUAGGGGGCGGUAGAGGACAAGAUUAACUAGAAGUAGAAGAACAAACAUCUAAUUUUAUUGUUCUGUUUUUAACACAACCACUUUGACUUCAUCUUAAAUUUAACAUUAGUUUUAAUGUUUUGUCAAAUAAUUAUUAUUUAAUAUGUUCAGCUUUUGCUGCAAGCUGCCACUGGACACAGUGAUAAGGAGAAAGUCAAAGAGGGUCUGUUCAUAUACUGGGUUUAAUACAUCAGUGUGAAGUGGAGGAGCUACAGAUCCAAACAUAAUAGAUUAUGAAGAUCUUCCUACUUGUUCAUCUGUUUGGGAAGCAGGUGUGUGUGAAUAUGUCUAGUCUUUGUGGUCUCAUGUAACAAUCCUUUUCCUAUGAAAAGCUCCAGAGCUGUUUCUCAACCGGAACUUCACUGGCUCAGGUGAGGUGGAGAGGAAAUGUGCUCUCAUGGAAAGCAUAAGCAUUAGCUUUAGCUUUGUGAUUAUGGAAGAAUACUGAUACAUUCAUCCUUCUGUGAAGACUCUAAUGCUGGAUUUUAGGGAGUGCUAAAUCCACCUCUGGGUAUCCAGGUUUUCUCCUAAAUAAACCAUAAUGCUCUAUGCUAGCGGCUAACAGAGCAGUUGUGAUGUGAAACCUCUGAAGAUGCUUAGAUUUCAGAUUCUUCUGUAGCCGGUAAUGCUGUCAAUAUGUUAGGAUUACACGGUUAUGGACCAGAUUGCUAGGUUCCCUAAGGAGGACAAGGAAAGUGAAUGCACAAUCACAGACCAGAAAAAUUACUGUCACCAAGAUGGUUUGAUUUACUUAAAGAAAAAGGUUUAAAUGCAUGUAAAUGUGGAAUGUAAACAAUAAAAUAAAAAUGACACUGGAAUAAUAACAGUACCCUCCUAUUGUCCUCCUAUACAAACUAGGAGCACUGAGUCAACUUGAUCUUAUCUGUUUUGAUUGCUUAUAAAAAAAAAUGAAGUAUAUAUGAUAGCCUUUUCCCCCACCUUUUUAGUCUAACCUGUUUCC